AUGCUUCGCCCUCUCCUCCGCCCUAGGUCUCUCCCCAAAUCCAUCAAACUACCGCCAUCAUGCGCCCUUUCCACCAAACCGGACAUCACCCUGUACACCUGGGGCACACCGAACGGGAUCAAGGCAUCCAUCACUCUCGAGGAACUGUCUCUACCGUAUAAAGUAUUCCCGAUUGACAUCAGCACCAACAUACAGAAGGAAAAAUGGUUCCUCGAUAUCAACCCCAAUGGGCGUAUCCCUGCCAUCACAGACGGGACACAGCGCGUCUUCGAAAGUGGCGCCAUCAUGCUCUAUCUUACAGAUCGAUAUGACAUACGCCGAACCCUGAGUUACGAGCGUGGAACUCCAGAAUCCAUCGAGUUGCUUUCCUGGUUGAUGUUUCAGAUGGGCGGGAUUGGACCUAUGCAGGGUCAAGCAAAUCAUUUCAGGGUAUAUGCAAAUGUCCGCUCCGAUUACGGGAUAAAGCGGUACAUCGACGAGACACGCAGGCUGUAUUCGGUUCUCGACUCGAGACUGGCCAAGAGCGCAUAUCUGGCCGGCUCGAAAUAUACGAUCGCGGAUAUUGCGAAUUUCGCAUGGGUCCGCAGCGGGCCAGUCGCCCUGGAGAUCGGGCUUGAGGAGUGGCCCGCGCUGGCGAAAUGGGUGGCGGAGAUCGAAGCCCGAGACGCUGUCAAGAAGGGCGUCGUCGUGCCAUAUCGUGAGGGCAAUUCGCCAGAGCAGGUGGCAGAGAGAUUCAAGGGGUUACGGGCACGGAUGGAUGCUUUGGGGAACACUGAUAAACAUUAA
This is a messenger RNA of Penicilliopsis zonata CBS 506.65, 786 nucleotides long. RefSeq lists its product as hypothetical. NCBI's taxonomy places the organism in Eukaryota, Fungi, Ascomycota, Eurotiomycetes, Eurotiales, Aspergillaceae. The transcript has 3 exons. The record is from RefSeq and is a predicted model, not a curated record. The coding region runs from base 1 to 786 and encodes 261 amino acids.